AGGUAGUCAAGUUGGAGGUAUGGUUCUCUACGUCGGGGAUUCUGGCGCCAAGAGUUUGAGAGAAACCGUGCCGCCAACCUUCAUGGACGAAGCCAACCAUCAAUUCAUCAACUGGAAUGACAGCGUCAGCGCCAAGCUAGUCCAGCCGUCUCUAGGCCGGGAAGCAAAGGCGUGGGGCGGAAAGUCUUGGGGCCUACGUCAUUCUUCGCGCGGAGAAGCUUCCCUGCGCAUCUGCGAGCCGCCGCCGAAACUAUCGGAGAUCCCGCGUCUAUUAGAUCAAGACAACAGCUAUUAUAUAGCACAAGGACGCAAAUUCAAAAGCGCGUGUUUUUGUCACAAAAUAUACACGCUGACAGCUUUGACCGACAAGAAGAUAUUGAAUGGAUCUCUACUUUAUCUGUUCUAA
Selaginella moellendorffii is the source of this 406-nucleotide messenger RNA. RefSeq lists its product as uncharacterized. The record is from RefSeq and is a predicted model, not a curated record. Bases 20 to 406 code for a protein of 128 amino acids. The transcript has 3 exons. NCBI's taxonomy places the organism in Eukaryota, Viridiplantae, Streptophyta, Lycopodiopsida, Selaginellales, Selaginellaceae.